Messenger RNA from Mustela erminea (ermine), 4043 nucleotides. RefSeq names its product neurexophilin and PC-esterase domain family member 3 (gene NXPE3). NCBI's taxonomy places the organism in Eukaryota, Metazoa, Chordata, Mammalia, Carnivora, Mustelidae. The transcript is spliced from 8 exons. The coding region runs from base 1453 to 3132 and encodes 559 amino acids. The record is from RefSeq and is a predicted model, not a curated record.
GAGACGUAGCGGGGCCAGGAAGCAGGGGCCAGGCAAUCUGGAGCAGCCUCCCCAGAUCCCGCGUUCCGAAUGCCUAGCGGCCAGAGAGAGCACAGUGGACCGCAGGGCUCGGCGGUGAGUGCGGGACUCCGGCUUGUGCGCAGGCGCCGGGCUGGGUCCCUGCCGCUCGAGGGACCCAAUGCCUGGCGCCUCGCGGGCGCCUCUAGUCUGAGAAGCCCCUUUCUCCGCACGCGCCGACCCCUGAGUCCCCGGCCUGGUGUAGAGGAGCUGCAGACUCGGGGGGUCACGGCUGCGGGUUCUGGAGCCAGAAAGGGAAAGCUUCCGUCCUCGGCGGGGGCAGAAUUGGAGCCUCCGGCUGCCGUAGCUUCGGACCUGAGUUGCCCGAGCCGCUGCGGCUCCCGCAGGAGGGGGCGGGGCUGACGCGAGCAUCUCGGUGCUCAGUUUUCCGGACUUGCUGCAACGCGGGCAGGUGCAGCCGCUGAAGACCUCUUCCUAACCCGGUGCGGGGCACUUUGCGACGCCUGCCUCCUCCGCCCCAUUGUCCCGUCUCACUGCUGCCCCGGGGCCCAGCAGCCACUUGCCUGGCGAUGCUCUCACACUUUGGACUCUUCUGGCAUUAUUGAACUGACGCUUUGGGACAUCAGAUUCAGGUCCUAUGGGGAGAGAAGCGUGUGACUUUGCAAGGUGUGAUGUGGAAGCCCGCGCCUGUCACCCGUCUCCGCUUGAUUAAAGGCCACUAGGGUGGUGUCUCUGGCCUGAUAAAGUGCUGUUAUUUGUUACUGAGAAGGGAAACUAAGUGAGGUUGGCUGUCCCUGUUAUCCCGGAAUCGGAUGGUCCUGAGGGGACAGUCAGGAAGAAUGGUAUAAAAGUGAGGAAACAUCAACUGAUGCUUUGAAUGUGGCAAGAAAAGAAUAAGCGCUGUCAUGAUUGCUUGAAAGGAAAGUUAGAUGUAAGCUCUAAUCUCUUCUUGGGAACUGGAAAUUUUUUUAAAAAAGGUUUGAAGACAUUCUUCUUUGCCUUCUUCAAAGUUAAAACCUAAAAUUUGCAGGACAAAUAUCACUGUAUUUGUAUGGAACUCUGGGAUUGGGUUUGAGCAAAUUGAAUGCGCAACAGAUCUUACUGUGCUGUGGCUCUUUGCUUUCCCCUCAUGACUUUGGGCCUUUGAGAGGGUUCAGGAAGAGGAAGUGUGGCACCUUUCCUCUUACCACACACUUGGCUGUUGGAGUUGGUGAUCUGUAUUCUCAUCUUCCCUGUUUGAAGGACUCCUCUGAAGAAAAGUGUGCUUCUUAAGUCAACCCUAGCCUCUCCUCCAUACAAAGAGCUCUUAAUGAUACUAGUGGAAAACAAAUUCAACUAAAAGCUCGUCUGCAGAUCAGAAGAACGAAGACAUGGAGUUUUGAGGAGUGAAGGUAGCAUGGCGUCGGCCAUGGGUGAUCAAGACACAGACAGACAAUGUGGCUCAAUUUCUUCAAACUACGGCUUUUCUGCUGUCUGCUUGCAGUGCUGAUGGUGGUGGUGCUGGUCGUCAAUGUUACUCAGGUAGAGUACUUGGACCAUGAGACUGUUUCAGCCACAUUCAUCGACAGUAGUGGACAGUUUGUUUCCUCCCAGGUGACAGGAGUUAACCGGAAUCCUUACUGUGGCUAUGAGCAUCAGACUCUGUCUAGCCGGGAGCGCAUGGAGGAGGACUCCUUGCUGGCUGCCCUACAAUGGCAGGUGCCUGAUGUGGGUCCGGUCCCCUUUCUGAAGAGCACUGACCCUUCUUCCAGCUACUUUGUUAUCUUGAACUCUGCAGCCUUCUUCAAGGUGGGAAGCCAGCUAGAAGUGCUGGUUCACGUACAGGAUUUUCAAAGAAAGCCCAAGAAAUAUGGUGGAGAUUACCUGCAGGCCAGAAUCCACUCGCCUAAGUUGCAGGCAGGGGCUGUGGGCAGAGUGGUAGACUACCAGAAUGGGUUUUACAAAGUCUUUUUCACUUUGCUGUGGCCGGGCAAGGUUAAAGUGUCCAUAUCUCUUGUCCACCCCACCGAAGGGAUCAGAGUUCUUCAGCACCUACAGGAAGAGAAACCACACAGGGUCUAUUUCAAGAGUCUCUUCCGUUCAGGAAGAAUUUCUGAAACCACGGAGUGCAAUGUGUGUCUUCCUGGGAAUCUGCCCCUGUGUAACUUUACAGAUCUCUACACUGGAGAACCCUGGUUCUGCUUCAAACCAAAGAAGCUCCCAUGCAGUAGUAGAAUUAACCAUUUCAAAGGUGGAUACCUGAAGGGCCUUCUAACUGCUACAGAGAAUGCUUUCUUCCAGAGUGGUGUCAAUAUCAAAAUGCCAAUCAACUCCAGUGGACCUGAUUGGGUGACUGUGAUUCCCAGGAGAAUAAAAGAAACUAACAAUCUAGAUAUAUCACAAGGCUCAGGAACUUUUCCUUCUGGAUAUUAUUACAAAGACCAGUGGAGGCCCAGAAAGUUUAAGAUGCGCCAGUUUAAUGACCCUGACAACAUCACAGAAUGCUUACAAAGAAAAGUGGUGUACUUAUUUGGAGAUUCAACAAUCAGGCAAUGGUUUGAAUACCUUACUACGUUUGUUCCAGAUUUAGUGGAGUUUAAUUUGGGUAGUCCCAAGAAUGUGGGUCCUUUCCUCGCGGUGGACCAGAAGCACAACAUCCUGCUCAAAUAUCGCUGCCAUGGUCCACCCAUCCGUUUUACAACUGUCUUUAGCAAUGAGCUCCAUUAUGUGGCCAAUGAGCUGAAUGGCAUCGUGGGAGGGAAGAACACCGUGGUUGCCAUAGCUAUAUGGUCUCAUUUCAGCACCUUCCCCUUGGAAGUGUACAUCCGGCGGCUCAGGAAUAUCCGUCGAGCCGUGGUCCAGCUCCUGGAUCGAAGCCCUAAGACCGUUGUAGUCAUUCGAACAGCCAAUGCCCAAGAGCUGGGGCCCGAGGUGAGCCUUUUCAACAGUGACUGGUACAAUUUUCAGCUGGACACCAUCCUCCGGAAGAUGUUCUCAGGGGUUGGAGUGUAUCUCGUUGAUGCCUGGGAGAUGACCUUGGCUCAUUAUUUACCCCACAAGCUACAUCCAGAUGAAGUUAUUGUGAAGAACCAACUGGACAUGUUCUUGUCCUUUGUGUGCCCCGUGGAGACCUAGCCCGCCCUGGAGGGGACUGGAGGAAUUACAUUACCUGUGUUAUAGGAAGUUUAUGGCUGGCCCCAUGGAGAGAUAGCUGCUAGUGACAUGUACAAAAUUUCAAAAGGAACUGGACUUUAUAUGAGACGUCUAAGGAGCUUAGAAAAUGCAGGUUGCAUUUAUAUCUACCUACAGGAUUUUUUCCCAAUCUUUACAUAGCCAUUGGAGAAUCAUUAUUAACAACAUCUACGCACUGUAUUCCUCUUGUAACCAAAGAUGCUAAUGAGUGUAUUUGAAUUAGCCUCUCUUGAGAGGAGAGAGUACUGUGCUAAAAACUGUGAGACAUAUUCUGACUUAAAUGGUUGGUAGUGAAGUUUUUGUAGCUUAUCUGGUAAAGGAGAAUGAGUUUAUCUGUAUGAACAGCACAGUUGAUCCAUCUUUGGUGGGAUGAACUCAUGAGGCUUCUGGUCAGUGCCUCCUGUAACACACUGAAGACUGCUGUCUCUUGAUGAUCCACCUUUUCUGAGUUGCUUUUCAGGCUGGAAUCCUUGCUCAGAUUUUUCUAGUGAGAAUAUUUAUAAUAUUCUGCAUUUAUCUAGAAAAGAAGCAAGAGGAAAGUAUGAAAACAGUACACAAAAUCUGUGUGUCCAAUUGAUACUUGCACUGGGGGGUUGUUACUUAUUUCAGCUGAAUUUUACAUGAUGAAUACUUUAAAAUAAUCACUUUUGGAACUGGAAGGGGGAAUCUAUAAUGGAAAUUUAUUUUUGUGUUUUGAAGUUUGAGGGUUUUAAGAACUGCAUUUUAUGUAAAGAUUGUUUAUUAUAAAGUUGUAGAAGUUACUUGCAUCAAUUUCAAGUGUUUCUUUUUUGGUUGUUAUUCUGAAUUGCAUACCAACAUUAGAAAUUAAAAUCUAAUUAGAAUCUAAAGUUCAA